GCGUCAUUUCCUCCGUCGCCCCUCCCUUCACCAAGUCACCACCAGUAUGCACCUUCACCAAUGUCGGGCACUACCCGCGAACGAGCCUUCUAUGCUAUGGAAGUUCGGACUUCUCGCUUUUAUACUCGGCCUGGCAGCCUUUCUUCCACCCAUUCCGCAUCUUUUUUCUUGCCACACUGGCCUAUCCAUCAUUUCAAUAGUUUAACCCCCAUUUUAUCUCCACCAUGGUCGAAGCUUCUCGUCUCGUCGGCCUGCUCGAAGCAAUUGCCGCCCAGAUGGCUAAUGAUGAUAAGCUCGUCGACUACAGUGACUCACUUCCCACGCCAACCUCCGAAGUCGCAGAGGUCACAGCAUUCCCUUACUCUCUUCCGAGUUCCCUCCUCGAAGCUCUCUCCUACGCUGAUAAGAACGGCGUACCCGUGCCCCCGCUAAACCAACCACUGAGCGCCGAGUUCAAGCCCGGUCUCCGACGACUUCUCAAUCUCGUCCACACGCACAUCAUCCGCGACACUCCCUUCAGUAAUCCGCCCCCCAUUAUCGAACCCACGACUUCAGACCUAACCAACGCCCUCGACCUCGCGAUCCCCAGAAUGGCAGGCCGCUUCCCCGUCCUCAACACGUCCGACCUCCCCGAUGCUUCGCCACAAGAACAAGCCGCAACCGCAUCUCCCGCCCGCGGCCAUGCGAUGCUAAACUCCAUCUUCAAGUCGGUCCGCGUCCCCGAGUUCCGCCACAAAUGGAUGUUCUGGGCGGAAAAGGGGCAGCAAAGCGCGCCUAAAGACAACCCUGUGAAGGCAGAAGGCUAUGCUAUGCGCCCCAAGCCACUGGGCGAGCAGAUCAUCAGCGUGAAGGAAUUCUACCAGCACUUCAAUAAUAUCCCUGUGGAGAGCUUGAAGCUGCGCGAUUCGAUUCAUCUAUUCCACGUCGGUGUGAAGCCGGUGUGGGAGGACCCGCGGAACGUGAAGGGCGGCGCUUGGUACUUUAAGAUCGGGAAGGAUGUGGCCGAGCAGUUUUGGCACGAGAUGUGUUUGCUUGCUGUGGGGGAUGUGUUGCAGGGUGCUGUGGAGACGAAACGGAUUGCUUUCAACGACGAUAUCUGUGGCAUCACGUACUCGGUAAGAUGGAAUGCUGUGCAGGUUGCUGUGUGGACUAGGGAUGCGGAGAAUGAGGCGGGCAAGGCGAAGCUGCUUGCUGUUAUUUUGGACAAGUUGUCGCCUGAGCUGCAGCCGAAGAAGGAGGGUAGCUAUUGGUAUAAGGCGCACAAGGAGCAUGCGGGGUUUGUUGAGCCGGGUCAAGCGGCGCAGGGGCAGGCAGCGCAGUAGGGUGGGUUGAAGUGGGCAGGAAUAUGGAGAGGGUGUUGGAAAGGCCUCCAGGCUUAUACAUUAGAGGGGUUGGCGUUCUUGUUUCUACAACCAGCUUCAUCAUGAGGCAGCGCUCUGCUGAAUGACGAUAUGUUGAGAUUGAAAAAUCACAGCGUCUGAUAUCUCAUAAAGCUCCCGACUACACACACCCGAUAU
Molecule: messenger RNA, 1517 nt
Organism: Dothidotthia symphoricarpi CBS 119687
Lineage: Eukaryota; Fungi; Ascomycota; Dothideomycetes; Pleosporales; Dothidotthiaceae
Product: translation initiation factor eIF4e
Exons: 2
Coding region: 225-1322 (365 amino acids)
Biological process (GO): translational initiation
Cellular component (GO): eukaryotic translation initiation factor 4F complex
Molecular function (GO): translation initiation factor activity; RNA 7-methylguanosine cap binding
Source: RefSeq, a predicted model, not a curated record